Closterium sp. Yama58-4 is the source of this 1485-nucleotide messenger RNA. Lineage: Eukaryota; Viridiplantae; Streptophyta; Zygnematophyceae; Desmidiales; Closteriaceae. The record is from the annotation of a GenBank genome assembly.
AUGGGGCUUCAAACGAGGCUGAAUGCCGAACUUGCUGUUGCGGACGGGGAAGAUUUGGAGGGCGGUUCUAUCGGGAGGAGGCAGCUCUGCCACCGCCACCGCAACAAGAGAAAUAAGAAGAGCAGCAAGAAGAGCAAGGGUAGCAGCAAGAGCUGCAGCAAGAGCGGCAGCAAGAAGGGCGGCAGUGAGAAGAGCGGCAAGACGAGCAGCAAGAAGAGCGGCAAGACGAGCGGCAAGAAGAGCGGCAGCAAGAAGGGCGGUAAGAAGAGCGGCAACAAGAAGGGCGGCAAGGAGAGCGACAAGAAGAGCGACAUCAAGAAGGAAGAAGAGCAGCAGCAAGAAGGUCCCAAGAAUCAUCAAGCAGAUGUGUUUUGCGCCACUCGUGACCAGACAGCUCUGUUCAACUGCGCGUUUGAGGGAUCCCAAGAUACACUGUAUGUGGACGCGGUUCGGCAGUGCUACAAAAACUGCUACAUUGGUGGCACGCAUGACUUCAUUUUCGGUGAUGCGGCAGUGGUUAUCGAUGCGCCGAAGAUUCAACUACAUCCAAGCCCGUCUUUUGGAAUUCUUACGGCGUCGGGGCGUAGUAAGGAUACGCCAACCGGGAUUGUGAUUCGCAAUGCAAAUGUUGCAGAGGACAGCGGCACUACCAGGGUGUAUCUGGGCCGUCCAUGGAAGAAAUGCGCCUUCACUGUGUUCAUCAACGCCAAUCUCCCCGCGCACCUCCUCUACUCUUGCUUACUCCUUUUCUUCCCCAACCAAAUUUCUUCUCCAACCCAAUUCAUCCUCUCGUCUCGACUCCCUACCAUCUUGCUAUCCUUUUUAGUAACACCCCGCCGUCGCCAAUACCUCCCACCCAGCUGUCGCUCUUCGUCCCAUCCCGCCGUAUCUUCUCCCUCCUCCCCGCCGUCGCCUCUCCCUCCUCCCCGCCGUCGCCUCUCCCUCCUCCCCGCCUUGGCCUCUCCCUCCUCCCCGCCGUCGCCUCUCCCUCCUCCCCGUCUUCGCCUCUUUCUCCGCCCCGUCGUCGCCUCUCCCUCCUCCCCGCCGUCGCCUCUCCCUCCUCCCCGCCGUCGCCUCUCCCUCCUCCCCGCCGUCGCCUCUCCCUCCUCCCCGCCGUCGCCUCUCCCUCCUCCCCGCCGUCGCCUCUUCCCCCUCCCCGCCUUCGCCUCUCCCUCCUCCCCACCGUUGCCUCUCCCUCCUUCCCGCCGUCGCCUCUCCCUCCUCGCCAUCGCCUCUCCCUCCUCCCCGCGGUCGCCUCUCCCCACUCCCCACCGUCGCCUCUCCUUCCCUCUCUGCCGUCGCCUCCGGCGACAGGUGCACGAGUGCAAGCGCGGGUUGGUGCGCAAGUGCAGGUUGGUGCACGAGCACGGUUUGGUGCGCGAGCGCGGGUUGGUGCGCGAGCGCGGGUUGGUGCGCAAGCGCGGGUUGUUUUCUCAGGCACCGAUCCGCGCUUCCGUCCUCCGUCCUCCCUCCCCCCCCUCUUAA